Messenger RNA from Medicago truncatula (barrel medic), 1653 nucleotides. Its product is annotated as KH domain-containing protein At2g38610. Gene Ontology annotation, molecular function: mRNA binding. NCBI's taxonomy places the organism in Eukaryota, Viridiplantae, Streptophyta, Magnoliopsida, Fabales, Fabaceae. Gene Ontology annotation, cellular component: nucleus. The transcript is spliced from 7 exons. The record is from RefSeq and is a predicted model, not a curated record. Gene Ontology annotation, biological process: regulation of mRNA splicing, via spliceosome. The coding region runs from base 154 to 999 and encodes 281 amino acids.
GAACCCCUUUAUUGAUGAUGUUGGUCUUGGUCAGUUUCUCCUUUUUCUCUUCUGCAAAGAACUGCACCAACUAAAAAACCUUUUUUGAGGUUGUUUGGUUUUUUUCCAAUCCUUAAGGAAAGGAAAAAAGCAGCUUAAACAAAAAAGUUAGUCAUGUCAGGUUUGUAUAAUCAGAACUUCUCUCAUGCUAGAGCAGCUUCUCCUCAGAUUAGACCCAGCUCAGAAGUUGACAGUCAGUAUCUGUCAGAGUUGCUGGCAGAACAUCAAAAGCUUGGACCUUUUCUGCAAGUGCUUCCUAUAUGUAGCCGCCUCUUGAAUCAAGAAAUAUUAAGAGUUUCUGGAAUGCUGUCCAACCAAGGUUUUGGUGACUUUGAUAGACUACAGCAUAGAAGUCCUAGUCCUAUGGCUUCUUCAAACCUCAUGUCAAAUGUCUCUGGGACAGGAAUGGGUGCAUGGAAUAGUCUUCAGCAGGAGAGAUUAUGUGGACCCCCUGGAAUGAAUAUGGACUGGCAAAGUGCACCUGCAAGUCCUAGUUCAUUCACUGUCAAGAGAAUAUUACGCCUGGAAAUUCCAGUAGACACAUUCCCCAAUUUUAAUUUUGUUGGAAGACUUCUGGGACCUAGAGGCAAUUCUUUGAAACGGGUAGAAGCUACUACUGGUUGCCGCGUGUAUAUUAGAGGAAAGGGAUCAAUAAAAGAUCCGGAAAAGGAAGACAAAUUACGAGGAAGACCAGGCUAUGAGCAUCUCAAUGAAAAUCUACACAUAUUGAUUGAGGCUGAUUUACCUGCCAAUGUUGUUGACAUAAGGCUCAGACAGGCUCAGGAAAUCAUAGAAGAACUGCUCAAACCUGUGGACGAGUCACAAGACUUUAUUAAGAGGCAGCAGUUGCGCGAAUUAGCUCUGCUGAAUUCAAAUUUCAGAGAAGAGAGUCCAGGGCCAAGUGGCAGUGUGUCCCCAUUCAAUUCAAGCGGAAUGAAACGUGCGAAGCCGGGUCGCUGAAAUGUGUCCUUGAUGGUGUAUAUGAAUGUUGUGGUCCUCCAGCUAUUGAUUGCUGAUAAUAUAUUCCAGUACAUGUCUCAUUCAAUGCAGCUAUGGAAAGAAAGAAUAGGCUAACAAUUCUUGCUGGUUAGCAUUCUGGUGGGUUUUCCUACCUUUUUCUUGAACAUAAAGGAGACAAAGCUGGAAUGAAGAAUUUCUAAAAGAGAAAAUUUUAUAUAGUUGGGUAUUGAAAAUAGGUUUUGUUCAAAUCAACCCCUUUCUUCUUUUUUUUCUCCUCCCUUUUAAACUCAAUACAUUCAUUGGAUUUAUUCUUGAGUCAGUUACUUUUGAGAAGUGUGGAAUAUAUAUAUUAUACAUAUGAUGGUGAUGGUAAAAUUUUAGGCUUUAAGAUGAUGAAGUCUUGUUGGCAUGUGUCAUAUGUCAUGGUAUUUUAAUAUUUAUGUAAGUUAGCAUAGGCUGGAUUCUUUUUAGUUGUUUGUCACAAGAAUUUGUAUUCUCUUCUGAGAGAUAUGAAUUGUAGUUGGAGUGAUGUUUAUCAGAUGAACACCUUACCAUGUACCAAGGAAAAAAAAAGGUUGUAUUUUGUUUGUAUACAAUGGUACUAUAAAUGUUCUGCAAAUUAUUUUAGAUUUUCUGUCUUUUUUUUAUUGGAAA